AUGUCCUCGUAUGGUACGAGUUUGAAUCUCUUAUUCUUCUACAUAACUUGGACAACCUUGGUGCUUUCGCAUUCACCACUGAAGGUUGAGAUUGUGGGAACCAUUGCAGUCCGGUUACUGUUUUAUUUGAUACCAUCAUUGAUCUUCUUCCUUUUUGAUGUGCUCGUUCCUUCCGCUGCAGUGAUAUUGAAAGCACACGGAUCGCAUGGUCUACCGUCGGGAAAGAAAAGGAAAAGCGGGAAAAAGGAGGCCAAGGUAGCGGCGUGUGCGGUGUUUAAUUUGCUGCUGGGAUUGCUGGUGCAAGCAUCCAUCGAGGUCUGUUUGACGAAGGGAUUAAAGAUGAAAAGUGCGAUAAAAGUUUCCACGCGAUUGCCAUUGCCUUGGGAGAUUUUGACAGACCUCUUACGUGGUCUGUUUGGUCGCGAGCUUCUUGAAUAUAUAAUACAUCGCUAUAUUUUGCACUCAUCGACUCUCCGUGUCGCCAAAAACCAUGAUACAUGGUACCAUGCGCUGCAUACACCUUACCCUCUAACCGCUCAUUACGACCAUCCGAUCCCAUACCUUCUUCUAAGAUUCCUUCCGAUGUUUCUCCCGGCGGCCAUCUUCCGUUUUCAUUUACUGUCCUUUAUCCUAUAUCUUUCGUUGAUCUCCUUGGAAGAGACGUUUGCAUACUCUGGAUACAAGGCCAUGCCUACAAGUUUCUUUAUCGGAGGAAUCGCGAAACGGGUCGAGAUGCACCUGACGAAUAGUGGUAAUGGAAACUACUCACCAUGGGGAAUUAUGGACUGGAUUUUUGGAAGCUCGAUCGGUGAUAGCGUUGCCGAUGACAGCCUCGAGGAUACGGAGGAGCUUGAUGUUGAUGAGCUGGCAGAGAAACUUAUGGAGAGAUCAAGGAAGAGACGAAGAGGUCUAAAGAGGCAGUCGAGAAAGAGGACUGACUCCUAA
Coccidioides posadasii C735 delta SOWgp is the source of this 945-nucleotide messenger RNA. RefSeq lists its product as uncharacterized. The record is from RefSeq and is a predicted model, not a curated record. Gene Ontology annotation, molecular function: iron ion binding; C-4 methylsterol oxidase activity. Gene Ontology annotation, biological process: sterol biosynthetic process. Gene Ontology annotation, cellular component: endoplasmic reticulum membrane. NCBI's taxonomy places the organism in Eukaryota, Fungi, Ascomycota, Eurotiomycetes, Onygenales, Onygenaceae.